UAAAUAAAUAGAGAAAAAAAAAAUUUUUCCUCAGUAUACACACAUCACCAUAACAAAAUUUUUAAUUUUAAAACAGUCAAGCCUAAACCACUGGAACUACUGGAUCAUUUAAUAGAAUACAUUAAGAUUAUCGCGCGAGCUAAACGCAAAUGCUUUAAUGCGAAUGGAUUAGUUUUGUUGCUGUUGUUGUCAUUGUAUAAUAACAACGAUAAAUAUUUAUGUGCUUUUUUAUAUAUUGUGAGUGUGUGCUAUAUCUACUGGCUUUAUUCAUUUUUUAAUUUGGCUUUAAAAAAAGACAGCCAGCCAGCCAGCCAGCCAGUCAGCCAUCCAGCCAGCCAAUAAAUUCCCAUCAUGUUCAAGUGCAUUCCAAUAUUUAAGGGCUGUAAUCGCCAAGUUGAGUUCGUCGAUAAACGUCAUUGCUCGUUACCCAGUGUUCCUGAAGAAAUUUUACGUUACACACGCACAUUGGAAGAAUUAUUUCUAGAUUCAAAUCACAUAAGGGAUUUACCGAAGAACUUCUUCAGAUUACAUCGUUUACGCAAACUGGGCCUAAGUGACAAUGAAAUUGGCCGCCUACCGCCAGAUAUACAACAUUUUGAAAAUCUAGUGGAAUUAGAUGUUUCCAGAAACGAUAUUCCAGACAUUCCUGAUGACAUCAAACACUUAAAAAGUCUACAAGUGGCUGAUUUCAGUUCAAAUCCAAUUCCAAAAUUACCUGCAGGUUUCUCGCAAUUAAAAAAUUUAACAGUUUUAGGUUUAAAUGAUAUGUCGUUAACCACAUUACCAGCAGACUUUGGAUGUUUAACGCAAUUAGAAUCUUUAGAGUUACGCGAGAAUUUAUUAAAACAUUUGCCAGAGUCUAUAAGUAAAUUAACAAAACUGAAACGCCUUGAUUUGGGCGAUAACGAAAUCGAAGAACUGCCACCAUAUUUGGGUUAUUUGCCCGGUCUACAAGAAUUAUGGUUAGAUCAUAAUCAAUUGCAAAAAUUACCACCAGAAAUCGGUCUCUUGACUAAUCUAACAUAUCUCGACGUAUCAGAGAAUAGAUUGGAAGAAAUUCCAAAUGAAAUUAGCGGAUUAAUUAAUUUAACAGAUUUAGAUUUAGCACAAAAUCUAUUGGAAUAUUUGCCAGAUGGUUUGGCGAAAUUAAGUCGUUUAACGAUAUUAAAAUUGGACCAAAAUCGUUUACAAAGACUAAAUACAAAUAUAGGAGACUGUGACAGUAUGCAAGAGCUUAUACUCACUGAAAAUUUUCUCUCCGAAUUGCCGGCUUCUAUUGGCCGAAUGACCAAAUUAAGUAACUUGAACGUAGAUCGUAAUGCCCUUGAGAGCUUGCCAAUUGAAAUUGGAAAUUGUGCAAAUUUGGGUGUUUUGAGUUUGCGUGACAAUAAGUUGAAAAAAUUGCCACCAGAAUUGGGUAAUUGCGGUGUAUUGCAUGUGCUCGACGUGUCGGGCAAUCAAUUGCAGUAUCUUCCCUACUCUUUAGUUAAUUUGCAAUUGAAGGCCGUCUGGUUGUCAGAGAAUCAGGCACAACCAUUACUAACAUUUCAGCCAGAUACUGAUGAAGCAACAGGUGAACAGGUGCUGACGUGCUUCUUACUGCCACAGCAAGAAUAUCAACCUAUAACACCCGAUUUCCCACCGGGUCAACUUUAUAGAUCGAGUGAGAGAUUUGAUUCGUCGGAAUUCCAUAAUUAUCAACAACAAGCUCGUGAACAGGAAACCGAUUCGGAGGAUUGGGACUCAAGAACACAUUCGGUAAGAUUUUCGGAUGUACCAGCGCAAGAUAAGGAUACGCCAUUCAUCCGCCAGAAUACGCCACAUCCCAAGGAAUUGAAAGCCAAAGCUCAAAAGCUCUUGGCUAAGAGCCGUCAUGAGGAUACAUCGUCCAAUUUGGAUACAUUAAAUGAGGAGAAGCUCAGGCAAGAAGUGGAAUUAAACUCCACAACAGUGGAGAGUUUAGCGAUGACACAUCCCACCAGCGGGGAUGUUGACUUGGGAAACGCAGUACUGCAAGUUAAUUCCGAAUUACCGUUGCAGCAACAGCAGCAGCAUUUAGCGAUGGCACAAACCUCACAAAAACAACAAGAGCUCUCUAGCGAAAAUUUUGGAGAAGAAAAGUUUCAACAAUCACCAACGCCAGGACAAGUUGAAAAUGUUUUUCCCAAUCUAAUAAAUAACAAUAAAGAUGAUAAUGAGGAAAAUGAGGAUGAUGAUGAUUAUGAUGAAUCUGAUCGUCAUGUUGGCUUUCAAGUUGCAGGUAAUGAAGAUGACGAUGACUUCCAUAAAAGGCCACCCAAAUUGCACAGACGGGAUACUCCUCAUCAUUUAAAAAAUAAACGCGUUCAACAUAAUCUUAGUGAUAAAAAAGCUCAUGAAAUUUUAGCGAAUGCUUUACAUCAGGAGAAGAAAUAUCAACAAUUAUCUACUGUGCAAUCACCGAUUGCUGAAAAUCCAGCUGCUGAACAAUAUGAACAACAGCAGGAUCAACAAAAUAACAGUGAAGAACGACAUUUAUUUGAAUCUUCCUUAUCACCUAUACCACCAAUAACAGCUAUUCUGCAGCCAUCUGCUUCUCAACCAGCAGUGGUGGCAGGUAACUUGGUAGAGGAUGCCAUCGAUGGUAUUACGGAAUUGCGUUUGGAGCAAUAUGAAAUUCACAUUGAACGCACUUCGGCCGGUCUUGGCUUAAGUAUUGCCGGUGGCAAGGGAUCGACGCCUUUUAAAGGUGAUGAUGAGGGUAUUUUUAUAUCACGUGUCACCGAAGGUGGUCCAGCGGAUAUGGCCGGCUUAAAAGUGGGCGAUAAAGUGCUUAAAGUUAACGGUAUUUCGGUAGUCGACGCUGAUCACUAUCAGGCUGUGCAAGUGUUGAAGGCUUGCGGUUCAGUUUUGGUUUUGGUAGUAGAGCGUGAAGUGACACGUUUAAUUGGCCAUCCGGUGUUCAGUGAAGAUGGCUCUUUGUCGCAGAUAUCUGUGGAAGCACGUCCUUUGCCUAUACAAAUUCAACAACAACAACAACAACAACAACAGCAGCAACAGCAUCAACAUUCAACUCAUGAGAAAGCCAUUCCACCCCCCAUAGAAAUUCCCGCAGAUAGUCAACAUCAAAUUCAACAACAGCACAAUCUCCAAAACUAUCAGGCAAAUGUAUUUACUACACCAGCAACAGUGGCUACGGCAACAGCAGCAACAACAGCGAUGACACUUCAAGACCAACAACCACAUGCAACAUCAACAAAUGGGAUUGUCGAAAAUUCCAAGGAUGCAUUGCUAAGCUAUAUAACAUUGCACACAACAUUGAUACGCGAUCAAAUUGGCCAGGGUUUGGGUUUUAGCAUUGCCGGGGGCCGUGGUUCACCUCCGUACAAGGAUGGCUGUGAUGGAAUAUUUAUUUCACGCAUAACUGAAGGUGGUUUAGCACAUCGCGAUGGUAAAAUUACGGUGGGAGACCGCGUAAUGGCAAUCAAUGGCAAUGACAUGACAAAUGCCCAGCAUGAUGCAGCUGUUCAGUGCCUAACGGAACCUCAACGCUUUGUACGAUUGGUACUGCAACGUAUUUAUCGUGGACCAUUAGAUGCACCUUUAAGCCCUCAUAGUCCGGCUGUAUUAAAUUCAUUAAGUCCUUCAGGUUAUUUAGCCAACAGACCGGUGAAUUUUAAGCGUUCGAUUGGUGAUAUCAUAGGAGAGCAACAGCUAUCAACUCCAACCAAGUACACAACACAACCAAUUAGUUCUUAUGAUACAAACAAACCGUUGUCGGUAAUGACAACAUCUACAGCAACAGUAACGGUAUCACAACAACCUACGAGUACUGUUUCUUCGGCCAAAUUAAAUGGUUUUGCCAACACAAGUGCUUAUUCCCAGCCUACACAACAACAGCAGCAGCAGCAGCAGCAGCAGCAGAUAUCAGCGCCGGUAGCAUCAACAAUAAUGCCACAGAUUGAUAAAUUAACCGGUCAACCAGUGCCAGCUCCUAGGCGUUCUAAUUCUGUGCCUCAAAAUGAUGGAGUAGGCAAUGAAACUGGCAUUGCUGCAACCACCUCACAUAACGGUAAAAUACCUCAUGCUGAUGCCAAAAUAGGCAUUACCAGUACGCCUUCCAAUACAGCGCCUGCUACCGAUACCACCGAAGCUCAGCAGCAAUCGUCAUCAUUGAGACCUUUAACCAGUGAGGAUUUCCAAGCAAUGAUACCUGCACAUUUCCUAAGCGGAGGAAGUCAGCAUCAAGUGCAUGUCGCUCGGCCAAAUGAAGUCGGUGUAGGUCCAUCCGUUACAGUAACGGUUAAUAAGGCUGUGCCUGAUUUGCCAAUGUUCCCAGCUGCACCCACCGAAUUGGGACGAAUCACCGAAACAAUAACUAAAUCAACAUUUACGGAAACAGUAAUGACUCGAGUCACCGAUAAUCAUUUAGCGGAACCUUUAAUAAGUGAGGAAGUUAUUUUACCUAAAAAUCAAGGAUCUUUGGGUUUCAGUAUUAUUGGAGGUACCGAUCAUUCUUGUGUACCUUUUGGAGCUCGACAGCCUGGCAUAUUUAUAUCGCAUGUUGUUCCGGGUGGUAUUGCCUCUAAGUGCGGCAAAUUACGUAUGGGAGACCGCAUUUUGAAAGUCAAUGAAGUCGACGUGUCACGGGCAACGCAUCAAGAAGCUGUAAUGGAAUUAUUAAAACCGGGUAAUGAAAUCAAAUUGACAAUACAACACGAUCCAUUGCCCGCUGGUUUUCAGGAAAUUAUCAUCAGCAAAGCUGAUGGAGAACGCCUGGGCAUGCACAUUAAGGGCGGUCUUAAUGGCCAGCGUGGCAAUCCUGUUGAUCCUACAGAUGAGGGUGUAUUUGUAUCUAAAAUUAAUUCGGUUGGUGCGGCACGACGUGAUGGAAGGCUUAAGGUUGGUAUGCGUUUACUGGAGGUUAAUGGUAAUUCACUGCUCGGUGCCACACAUCAAGAUGCUGUUAAUACUUUAAGGACUGCUGGCAAUGAAAUUCAUUUGGUUGUUUGUAAAGGAUACGAUAAAUCCAAUUUGAUUCAUUCCAUUGGUACGGCCGGAGGCAUGAGUACCGGUUACAGUAGACAUGGAUCGCGUGCUUCUGAAACUGGUUCAGAGUUAAGUCAGAGCCAAAGUACUUCCAGUUUAGAUCGUGAAGAUGACGAACGUCUUAGACAAGAUUUUGAAGUUUUUGCAUCAAAAGCUGAAAUGAAUAAUGAACACACAGCCGCACAAGUGACGCCGUCUACACUGGCUGCAGUAGCUGCCUUGGCACACCCAUCAACCUCAACAACAGCAACAACAGCAAGCGCAAACUUGAAAUCGACCCCGCAAACGGCAGAAUUGCAUCAAACGCCUCCACACUCAACUCAUGAGCCAGUUGUGGCUCUGACUGAACAUCCUGAACAAUCCUUGACGGCUACGUCUAAAGAGAAGAGUACGCCUGAAAAAGUGUUGGAAAUUGUUCGAGCGGCCGAUGCUUUUACAUCAGUUCCUCCGAAAUCACCGUUAGAACAUCACGAUCAGGAUAAAAUUCAAAAGACGACAACAGUCGUUAUAUCCAAGCAUACUUUGGAUACGAAUCCUUCGCCACAACAGACUGGAAUGCCGUUAGCGACAGUGUCAACUACAUUACCCGCAACUGUACAGCCACCGUCUUCUCUCUCAACCAAUCAGGCGCCAUCAUUGCAACAGGAGUUAAAACGUAAUGAGGUUAUAGCCAAACGUCCAGUUAAUAAAAAAUACGAAUAUGAAGAUACCUGUGCGAUUCAAAAGAUACCAAAGAAAGAAAGCCAUGAGAAGACGAACGAUAAUUUAAAAAUACAGCCAGUUUAUAUAAUUGAUGAUGAAUACAAUGAUGAUGAUGAUGAUGAUGAUGAUGAUGAUGAUGAUGAUGAUCAAGGUAAUUUUUCAUCCGAAACGUUUCGAGCUGAUACUCACUCGAGACCGCAUUACGGGAGCGACUCCGAAAGCGAAUCAAGCAAAGCUAAAGUACAAACGGCCUCUGGAUUUAGCACGCCCGAUAUUUCUUCCUAUGGAGGCCAGCAUCGCAAAUCUGUUAGUUUCGAUUUAAGCGGCGAUGAACGUUCCAAAUCCGAUUACGAAUAUUCUACACGUUGUUACGAUUCAGAACAUGAAUAUAAAACGAAAUCACGUAACCGAUUACCUCGAAAGGGUAUUUUACGUUCAUCGAGUCCAUCCCCAAGUAAUAAUGCUACUUUGGAAAAAAUACGACCUGACAAAUUACCUUCUAUAGUGCCUGCAGUAGCCAGAAUCCGAGAAAUUGAUUCUCCUCCUAUUCAAUAUACCACAUCAAGGUCAACGUCAUCGAGUGCCAGUAGCGGCGGUUAUCGUAGUCCGCCGCCGGAACCCGAGAAAAUUCUGGUUUCAAGCGAAAUUGAAAGAGAAAAUCCAUUCCGUCAGGCAUUUUUGGAUAAAAGCCAAAAUGACGAUGAAUAUACAGAAAUAGCGAAAGCCAUUUCAAAACUGAGGGCAUUUAAUAAAAGUCCAAAAUCAAGCUGGAAAUCCAAUGAAGAUCUUUUAUCAUCCGAGCGCGUUAGUGAUCGCGAGACUCCGAACACAGUUAUAAGUCAACAAUCAAAAUCAACCGAAAAUCUUUUGACCACAUUGAAAAAGCCAAAAGCACCGCCACCCAUUUUACCAAAACCUAAAGUUAAGACGGCCGAUUUAAUGCGUAAUUUCGCGUUGGACUCAUUCCAAAAUGCUGAUGUAGGUCAUGGUGACUUUGCUGUUUUUGAACACGAUCCAAAUACGAAUACUAUACACGAAGUUUCGAACCAAACUGCAUCAAGUUCGACUGCCGCUGUGAGUCCGAAGUUGCCAGUCCGCGUUAAAAUGCCACGAAGUCCUGUCAGGCCGCGCGAAAGUCCACCACCGCCACCAAUUAAUUAUGCUACCAUGCCCAAAAUAUUGCCCACGACCUCAAUCAUUGGAUUACAGGAGGGGCCGGAAUAUUUAGAAGUGCUUCCACCAUUGCCCGCAACGCCAUCUCUGCGCGCAUCCCACACACUAGAAGAGAUUCCACCCUCUCAACGAAGGCCAUCCGAUUUUAUCCAUGAAAAUUCACCAGAUAAUAUUUUAGUAAGUGAAGAUGAACAUCGAAAUAUUUUACUUAAGGAAAAUCAAUUGCGAAAUCAGUUACGCAAGCCGAGCAGCAAAUCGACAUAUACACAACUUACGACUGAAAUGGGAGCGCCAAAACAGCCGGCACCACCGAUACCCGGCAAGAGCUUCAAAGAUUCGGUAAAUUCCUUGAUAUAUUUUAGAGAUGGUCAAAAUUUACCGUUGCCGCUUGCACUAAACCCAAAAGCCCAAUCCUACCUUCCUUCGUCAAACUCUCUUAAAUGUGAAAAUCAUUCAAUUUGUGAUAGUAAUCUUGUACGUUCAAGUCCUUCAACUAACCAAGAUUCUAUCUUUUCUCAUGCUGACCAGACGCGUUUGGAUUUACCCUUGCCUUCGGCAGCAAAAGUCAUAACCCCAGUUCAAGAACUCUUUUCACCCACUCAAAUAUUUCCCACAGCUAAAAUUCUACCUGUGCAAUAUGCCAAUCUUCCUAAACCUCAACAUCCAAUAACCACUUAUCCCUCCUUUACAAUGGAACAGGGUUCUGCGUUGCUGCCCAGGGUCGUUCACGCUGGAACAUCCAUUGCCGGAACGGAACUAGCGUAUAAUGAACAACAUCAAACGCCUAAGUUGCAAUGCCGGCAGCAGCGUACAGUGGUGUCCCCAUCGGAAAUGGAAACAGUAACAAUGACUCGAACAAAGUUACCGAAAUCAGUAUCGGAUAAAAAGCGAUUUUUCGAAUCUGCCAUGGAAGAGCAACACAAGCCCGCACAAAAAACAGAAAAAGUUUUUUCGUUCUUGUCCAAGGAUGAAAUAGAAAAGCUGAGACAAGAGGAAGAACGUAAAAUAGCAACAUUAUGUCGCGAUAAGGAAUCCCGAUUAUUCGAUAGUACCAAUAAUGAAAAAACUGACAAGCAAACAAGCGACGAUGAAAGCAACUAUGUUCGUCAAAGUAUUGUUCACGAUGACGACGAUGAUGACGAUGACAAUGGCGGUGUUGAUGAUGUUGGUUAUGUAAAUGAGGACGAAAUAGAUGUGCGUCAGCGGAAACAUAAUGGCAGUUAUAAUGAUAAUGAACGAGUUGUGGAGGAAGAUGGUAACAUUGUAAGCAGUACUGUUCAAGUUUUGCGUGAAACUUAUAUCGAUCAUCAGUGCACAGGUGAUGAAGCCGAAGAUAUAAGUAGAACCGUAAGUUUGGCCAAAAAUAUUACAUCGAAUGUUGUUGGUGCUAUUGAGGAUAGUGAAAAGACAAAAAGUUUAAAAAGUAUGAAAGCAGCAGAAUUUAAGGAAAUGCAAACAACAAAAGACCUUAAAGAAAGUGAAGAAAUUAAACAUGAAAUUGCAUCGUUGUCAUGGUUAACGUCAUCCUUGCCGCAGUCACCGCCUUUGGUAUUAUUAUCAUCAAAAGCUAAAGAAUCGUCAACGCAAGCAACACAAGUCAGCUCAGAGGCGACGACUAUUGUUAAGAAACCUUCACUAUUACCAAAACCGAAAGUUAAAGUUAUAAUACCACCACCAGUCCUCUUACAAAUGCAACAGCAACAGCAGCAACAAUCAGAUAGUAAUAUUGAUGUUGUUCCUUCACUAAUGGCAUCAACGCCAACGACCGCAUCAACUAGUCGUAUACCGGUGCGUACCGCAAAUGGUGAGAAACGCGCCGUGCAAGUUGCUUUCUCCGAAGAGUUUACUUCCUCUCCCAUCAUCACUGAGUCAGAUGCUAUCAAAAGCAAAGCUAUGAUAAAUGCCGAGAAACGUGCCUCGUGGCGAGCGGCUCGUUUGCGUUCUUUGGAAAAGGGCGCCGUUGAAGCUCAAGCUGUUAUACAAAACAUGACCAAAAUUGCGGAUGAUUUAUUAACUGAUACUCCUCAACCGGAGCAGGCGAAAAGAAUUGUUUUUCCAAAAAUUGCCAUAAAAUCUAGUGACGGUCCAGUGAUAAUACGUGAACGUGAAAAAAUACUUGACGAAAAGAUCGUACGACGUACGGAAGAGGUUCCGUGUCCCAUAACGGGGCGACCUCAAUUACGUACAGUCGAGUAUAUCGAGAAGAUCAUCGAAACAGAGGUGGAAACAAGUCGGGAGAAAAUAAUCUCAUUAGAGUUGCAAGACCCCGAAAAAGCUGAUACACCACAAACAUCCUUGUUAGCAGACGUGCGAGACAGUUAUAUCGCAAGUGGCAAAGAAGCAAACGAUAGACGAACAAUUCGGGUAGAUGAUGAUGAUGAUGAUGAUGAUGAUGAUAAGGGUUUACCCAAAUAUUAUGUAGAUAUCGCCGCGGAGAGAAAGCUAAAGUUGCAAAUUGACGACGAAGAGGAAGGGGAUGAAGAAAUAGAUGCAGCUUCGAUUGUAACUGUACAAGCAAACACUGAAAAGUUAUUCUUACGUACAGAUGACGAUGAAUUGCCAUCGAUUGAGGUCGUCAGCAGUAAAAGCACUAAUAGCGAUUUAUACGAUGUCGGCCGCUCUGCCUUGAAUAGUGUGGCUUCCUCAAGUUGCGUAAGCAUUAAGCCAGCGCUUAUUAGUAUGCACCAAACUUUGGCCAAAGAAGUUUUGAUACCAAUAGUUACUACCGCGGUGAGUACAACAAACACAACAACGGGGCGAACGAGCUCAAUGGUUGUUACAACACCUGUCACGACAAGUUUCAAUGCGACUCAACGCAUCGUUGAGGUAGUAAAUCCCAUAAUCGCGGGUGACGGUCAGGUUCAGAGCAUCAUUGUUAGUCGUUCUGAGCACAGUGAAUAUCCCUCUUUCGAUAGGGAUGAAGAGGAGGUAAUGACUACCGCCUCGCCACACAUUUUGCGUAGCGAAACUUUUGUGCUACCAAGUAGCAAUGUUCAGGCAAAGCAAUGCGACGAACUUUCACUUAAUGCCAAGAUGAAGAAUGUGUUAGAGGAGCUAUUAGAAAAUGAACGUGUCAAAUAUAAUUUACAAAAAAGUCUUGAACAAGAUGAGGAUGAGGACAACGAAGACGACGAUAGUUGCGAGAAGGGUAGCGGGGACGAGACAAAUGCAUUACAUAUAAGCAAAGAUGAAAUUGACUUUGGGGUCAGGACAGAAUUCAAAGGAUUAAGUGCUAAACAGGAGCAAUCAUCUCAAGACAACAACGGCAAUCAGGAGAGGAUUUUAAAUGAAUUAAUGAGAGAUAGCAAUAAGAACACGAUUAGAAAAUUGGCUGCAAAAUUAAGUGACAAUAAUGAUAGCGAUGAUAAUGUGGGUGACGAUGAUGAUGCUGGCGAUGAUGUUAAAGCGGUAGAAGAGGAAGAUGAAGAAGAAUCUGAAGAUUCAGAUGAUAGUGAAACAACCGAUGAUGAUGACGAUGAUGAUGAUGAUGAUGACGAGGAUGAUGAUGAAGAUGAUGACGACGAUGAUGAGGGGGAAACAAUUCAUGUAUCGUUCGUUGACGGUGCCAAAGUUAUAGAAAAUUUAAACAUAAACACUUCGUUAAAAUUGCAAAAAUCACAAACUUACACAAGCAUUAAAGAAGCUGCUUGUGAAGAAGAAGCAGAAGAAGAAGUUAUAAUAACAACACCAGCAACAGUAAUAGAAAGAGGAAAAACAACAACAACUACGACGACAACGACAACGACAACAAGAGAAUUAACAAAUAGAAAGGUGUACGAUGACAACGACAACGACAACGAUAAAAAUAUAACACUCGAACAUCUUUUGGCUGAACAAAAGAAAUAUGAAGAAAUUGCUAAGCAAUUACGAAAAUCCGUUGAAAGUCUUCUAAUAGAUGAUGGUGAUAAUGAUGAUGUCAUUACGGCCCAUGAUAAAGAAAUUAAGACCACCCCCACUGCCACUACAACACAAAAAGCACUAAAUAAAAAAUUAGCGGAAACAACCAGCCCAACGUUGUCGAAGAAGAAACAAACCGAAGAAACAGGUGAAGAGAUAUUCAAUCGCUUGCUAAAUGCAGGCAAUUCACAUAAGCAGAUAUUUGAUCAAGAAACUGAUGAAACACUAACAACAUCAACUACCAGCUAUACAGAUGAAAGUGGGUCGAAUAUUAUUAUAACCACAACAUCCACAAGUAUAUCAAAUAUAGUAACUAGCGGCAUACCUCGCUCUACAAAGGUAACGGAGAAGGUAGUUAAAACCACGUCCGCAAACACUGGCACGAACAAUAAACAGAGUGAUAAUGAUGAAGAGUCAUCAGCUUAAAUCAUUACCAAAAUGGUGGGUUACCGUGAAUUUCGCGGUUACGUUGCGUUGCAGCAUUUAUGUGUGUGUAUGUGUGUAUACAUAUUAUUAUGUAUGCAUUUUUGAAGGCAGAGUUAAUGUUUUCUUAGUUUUUAGUUGCAAACAGAGAAAAACCUGCAAUUUUUUUGGUGAUAAUAAAAAAAAGAUGGCCGCAGCUACAAGCAAAUGAGGUAAAUAAACGUUACGUUAAAAAUUACGCGGUGCAUAGUUGAUAAUUAAUUAUGCGGCAAUUUGUAUAAAAAGCUAAAAGGGGAGACAACAGGUGUAAAAGUUCUCUAGAAAAAAAAUACAAAAAUAAGAAGUAAGUAAGAAAUCAAGAAAAAAUUUAUAUCAUGCGGUUAAUUGUUCAUAAAAAAUUCGAGUUUUUAUGCCCAAUUAUAAAUAAAUAGUUUUUUUUUUUUACCUUGAACGUUGAUCGUAGGGAUUCUAAUAUGAUACGAAAAGUUUAGGUAAGGCAUUUCAAAUUUUCAAACCACUAACCGUUAAUGAAUUCCCAUCCAAUCUAAACAAAUUCGUGACUAGCGUUUGUAGAAAUUAUGUUAAACUAUCAUUCGCAGAGAAGCAAUUUGAGAGAGCCCUUGUCAUUGUACAUAAAACAUUAAAUUAGUUAAAACCGCUUAAAAAACACUGAAGUGAGCCACAAUCCACCAAUAAAUACCCUACAUCACUCUACAGUUACUCAUAUAAAGACUUUUCCAAAUUGAAUAUCGUAUGGGAAAUGCUUCAAAAAGUGGUCCAAUCCGAAACAUUUUCAAUAGUGUUCGUUGUUUGGCUAUGUAGCAAAUUCCUUCCAAAUACCUCAAAUAUUGCGGCCUGUGGAUUGAACAGUACAAGACGGUCAGGCAACAUAUAAUAAACAGUUAAUCUAUCGCAGCUAUUUUUGUGUUACAAACGUUCGCUCAAACUUACCAUAGCUUUAUACUACAAGUCGUGUAGGGUACAAAAAAAAUACUUUCGACUCGAAAUGAAAACAAUGGAAAUGAAAACAAUCUGAUGGUCUUCGUGUAUUUAUUUAUUUACCCUAACAAAAUGCACCUUUCAUGAGUUAACAUAUUUUAGACGAAUAUAAGCGUUUCCAUCAUAUUUUCGCGAUUAAAUUUCCGCACAGGCUCCGUAGGCGAACUCUUUGAUAUAUGAUUUAUGUGGCCGAUGGCAAACCGCCCAGAAAACCAGAUUAAUUGAAGCUCUUUACUCAAGGAAUAUAAACUACUUUUCGACAAUCUGCAUGACAAGUACGUGCAAUUUAGUUUAGGGAAUACAAAAUACUUUUAUAAAUUAAAAGAAUCGAAAAGGAAAGAUAACGGUAUGCAUUCCUUAAAGGAAAAUUAUAAUUGUGUCACUUUUUAAAUAUUCCUGUAUAUCAUAGCACCUAACAAAAAUCAUUUUUAUGCAGAUUUUCAAAUGGAGAGACAUUAUCGUAUCCACCCUAAAAAAAAAAAAAAAAAAAAUGUGAUCAUUAGGCAAUCCCAUCUUACCGUAGAUCGAUAUACAUCUAAUAUACCGAUUAGAAAAUUUCACAGUAGUUUAAAAUUUCGAAAUUUUUGCAUAGAAUUUACCUUAAAUUAUGUAAAACUGAACUGGUGUUUAAGCUACAGCAUAAAGCAGCCCCUUUCCACUAUAGUGCAUUCAAAGUUACUUGAUUUCGGCCCAUUUAAAUUUCUUCUUUUUUUUUUUAUAACAAUAAGCCGUGACUUACAUACGAAAUCCAUUUACCACCUUUGUUUUUUCAUAAAAAAUCAUAAAUUAUAGUAAAUAUAUGUAAAUGUAUGCAUGAUUGUAAACAAAUGAUAAUCUGCGAUUGUAAUUAAUUCAGUAUAUCAUUACGCUGCGCAUAUUGAUAUAAUUCGCAUAACAAUUAAUAAUUAUU
This is a messenger RNA of Glossina fuscipes, 13132 nucleotides long. RefSeq names its product protein lap4 (gene scrib). Gene Ontology annotation, molecular function: protein binding. NCBI's taxonomy places the organism in Eukaryota, Metazoa, Arthropoda, Insecta, Diptera, Glossinidae. Gene Ontology annotation, biological process: neurotransmitter receptor transport, endosome to postsynaptic membrane; neurotransmitter receptor transport postsynaptic membrane to endosome. Gene Ontology annotation, cellular component: adherens junction; postsynaptic membrane; postsynaptic density. The record is from RefSeq and is a predicted model, not a curated record. Bases 352 to 11226 code for a protein of 3624 amino acids. The transcript has 32 exons.